Molecule: messenger RNA, 642 nt
Organism: Aspergillus campestris IBT 28561
Lineage: Eukaryota; Fungi; Ascomycota; Eurotiomycetes; Eurotiales; Aspergillaceae
Product: HPP family protein
Exons: 2
Coding region: 1-642 (213 amino acids)
Source: RefSeq, a predicted model, not a curated record
AUGUCCGAACAAACCGCGCUGGCUCGGUUUCCCAAAGCCAUCAGCCGCUGGCUUGGCUAUCGUUCGAGUCCCCACAAACCUCUACCGCAGUACCAGGUCUGGGGCUGGUCGUUCAUCGCUUCCUUUUGCGGUCUCUGUGCCUUGCAGGCCAUAUUCAACUACUCCCAGUAUUUCAUCAGUCGAGGCGUACCAGGCAUCAUUGCCUCGUUCGGCGCAUCGGCCGUACUGGUCUAUGGUGCGAUUGACGCUCCCCUGGCGCAGCCCCGUGCACUUAUAUUCGGUCAUUUCCUAAGUGCAUUGGUGGGAAUAUGCAUCACGAAGCUGUUUAGCCUGAUCCCGGACGAGGAAAAGUUCCAAUCGGUGCGAUGGCUCGCCGCAUCGCUGUCCACGGCUGUCGCCAUUGUGGUCAUGCAGGUCACUCAGACCACUCAUCCCCCGGCGGGCGCGACGGCCCUUCUCCCGGCGACCGACGAUGCAGUGUGGGAGAUGUCAUGGUACUUCCUGCCUGUGGUUUUGUUGUCCUCCACGAUUGUCCUUCUGGUAGCACUGCUGUUGAACAAUAUUCAGCGUCGCUACCCGGUGUUUUGGAUCGCUCCGGCUAAACCAGCUCCAAGCCCUGCGCAAAAUGAUCUGCCCAAGUGA